AAGGCAUGCGUGUAGAUCGUUUUUGCGGGACCGCGGCAUGGCCAACCGUAUGACUAUGCUGACUACAGUAUAAAGAACCGCGGUGUUGUAGCACCCCCUCCUUGAUUGUCCCUAGGUACAUCUCAUAACUGGUCCGCUGCUCCAUGUAAAUAGGUUCAAAGUCGGAGCACAGGGCCGUGGGAACCAUGGCCGAACUUAAAGGAGCACCAGCAAACUGUCGUCCCCUAGAUGAACGCGCGCGGCCGUGGGGACUCAAAUGGAGGUCUUCUGUGUGGUUUAUAACAGCCGUUGUUGGUCUGGGGGUAGCGAGUGACCUACUCGUGUAUUCGUUGAUUGUACCCAUCAUUCCAUUCCAACUGGAAGAUCUUGGGUACACGGGAGUAUCAGGUCUUGUUGGAUGGUUGCUCUUUGCAUACUCCGCCGGGAUUGUCAUCUUCACACCCCCUAUCGCACAUCUGUCCGAAAAGUACAAUAAUCGCCAAGUACCAUUAUUGACCGGAUUGGUAUCCCUCAUAGGAGCGGAGAUCAUGUUUAUGUUGGCACCAGCCUACUGGCUCAUGGUCGUUGCUCGCCUAUUACAAGGCUUGAGCUCAACGGUCGUCUGGGUCGCUGGACUUGCGCUACUGUGUGACACUGUACCAGAAAGUUCUGUUGGGAGACAACUUGGCAUCGCCAUGAGUGGCUUGUCUAUUGGCUUCCUCGUCGGUCCGCCGGUAUCAGGAGCGUUGUACGACAGGUUCGGGUUCCAUGCCCCCUUCAUAUUCGGCAUCAUCGCCACGGCCAUCGACCUGGUCGGACGUCUCCUCAUCAUCGAGCGCAAACACGCCAUUCUGUGGGGUAUUGAUCCAGCUGCGCCUCGAAAGGCGGACUCAGAAGCGGUGGAAACAGAACCGAAGAAACGCCCUGAGCAAGACGCUAUAUCGGCCGCCCCAGAGAAAAAUACAGAGAAAACAGCCCGAGAGUUGACCGAGCCUGCGGAGACACAAAGUCCGGUCGCCGUCAAUGGCACUCAAUCCGAGCAGGCGGACACUGCAGGUAAUCCAUCCGACUACGCGACGCCAGGACCCAAAGUCCACCUCUCUCUGCUUGCUGUCAUGGGCAAGCUCAUGAAAUCCGUAAGAGCCGAUGCCGUGUUCGCUUGCACGUUGUUAUACGCAUGGAUCCUAGGCAGCCAAGAACCCGCACUUCCGCUUCAUCUACAAGGCGUGUGGAAUUUCAAUCCCUCAAAGGUUGGGCUGGUGUACAUCGCAGCGGUGGUACCGACGUUGUUCUCGUCUACCAUCACAGGUUACUUUGUCGACAAACUGGGGACCGGACCGAUCACAGUCGUAUCCCUAGCCUUCUCGCUGCCUUGGAUCCUGGUACUCAUCGUACAAUCGUCGCUUCCCUUGUUCAUCGUCGUCUUCGCACUAGCCAACUUCGGUGUAUCCGGGACAGUAUCACCAUUGACGGCCGAGCUAGCUUCGGUGACACGACAGUUGGAUGGAGUCGGCUAUGCACACGUAUAUGGCGCGUUCAAUAUCGCAUAUGGCAUCGGCUCCGCAGUCGGCCCUAUCAUCGGUGGUCAAUUAUACGACCAUCUCACGCGAGGCUGGAUGGCGAUCUGCCUGUUCGGUGCCGGGUCUGCACUCGUUGCAAUGAUCCUAGCCAUAACAUCUUUCGGCGAAGUCAGUUUUCUGGCACGCAUCCGAAAACGCAUGAACCGCCACACUCGGGCUGCGCACACGACCGAGGCCUAGAGGCCAGCGGGCUUACAGCGCAUGUCAGAGACUUCGACGACCAGUCAAUCACCACUCCAGCUGUACGACAAUAAAUGCAUGUUUCAGCUAGAAUAAUCUC
This is a messenger RNA of Rhodofomes roseus, 1839 nucleotides long. RefSeq names its product MFS general substrate transporter. Gene Ontology annotation, biological process: transmembrane transport. NCBI's taxonomy places the organism in Eukaryota, Fungi, Basidiomycota, Agaricomycetes, Polyporales, Fomitopsidaceae. Bases 186 to 1739 code for a protein of 517 amino acids. The record is from RefSeq and is a predicted model, not a curated record. Gene Ontology annotation, molecular function: transmembrane transporter activity. The transcript has 14 exons.